AUGGCUUACCUUUCUUUCAUUGAUGAUGAUGAGGCUUGGAAAUUGAAUGACCAUUCCUGUAGCACUACUUACCUGAAAAAACUUGUGGUCGUGGAUGAUAAAGGUCGACAGCAUUUGAAGACCCUGCAAUUUUGCAAGUGUGAAGUUGAAGCUGUACGCUUGAUUAGGUUCAACCUGUGGCCAUCUUCAACCAAAUUUCCAAAGGUGGCAUUUCACUUUGACUUCAUGCGCUGGUUAUGUGGUCUUCUUCUUGAAAGCUCGGUGUCAGUUAAAAGUUUCUGCUCCGCAUUAGACGCGAGGACAUCAAAGCACGUGAAGACAUAUAUUCAUCACCCUGUCAAAGAUUUGUACAAAGUGCUUGUAGGAGGAACAGCCGAUAAAUUUCGACAUUUUAUCUACCAAACGGAAAACAUCCACGAUGAUGGAUCCAAAUGUCCAGCUUGUUAUGAGUCGUCCGCUAAGAUCUACUGCUGUGAUGCAGAUUUCCAAUUAGUUCGUAAAGAAUCUUCUGGGAAAAAUUGGUCAGACCCUAAGCACAACAAUCGGCUAUUUGUAGAUCAAGACGCAGUAGAUUUAUUUAUUGAUGAAUAUUCUGCUGACAAAAAGAAACCAGAAAUGAAUUGCAGUGACUUUCAAGCUGGCAAUAACUUGCGAUCCAAAUAUAAAAACAAGAAGUUGUCAGAGACUGCUGUGUUUGGAUGUGCUUGUCGUCACGAGUGUCCAAAAAUAUUCUUCAGUUUGAAGCAUGGUGAAAGGCUUGGGUACUCAGUUUUCCUUUUAAACAAACUUUUGGAAGAAGAUGGCCAACAUGGGAAAUUAUACAUGAUGUAUGACAUUGCAUGCAGCUUACAUCAGCAUUUGAAGAAAAACAACCAGAAUGCUGUAUUAGAGAGAACCAGUUUUGCCAUACCAAUUUUCCAUGCUUAUGGCCACAAAGUGGACUGUCAGAUUCUAUACAGUCCUAGACGAAUAGAAGGCCUUGGAUUAACUGAUGGAGAAGGAAUGGAAAGGAUUUGGUCGUUUUUAGGAAAAUUUUCAAAGAUAACCAAAGAAAUGACUCCAGAAAACAGAAUCGACCUACUGACCGAUGCCCUGCUGCAUUAUGGUCAGAAAAUGAAAAAUAAGUUAGGUAUGUGA
Molecule: messenger RNA, 1137 nt
Organism: Dreissena polymorpha
Lineage: Eukaryota; Metazoa; Mollusca; Bivalvia; Myida; Dreissenidae
Exons: 8
Coding region: 1-1137 (378 amino acids)
Source: RefSeq, a predicted model, not a curated record